CAACCAGGAUCACAGUCGAGCCUCACCAGCCGUCGCGAACACAACUAAGAAUCGAAAAAGAACCAAUCUUCAAAUCAAAGAAUGGCACCCUCAAACAUGGAUUACCACAUCGAGUCGGAGACCAGCGAAAUCUACACUCACAAGAAAUUCAAGACCUCGGCGUAUACCCACAAAAAGUUCGGCAAGAAGAGCAGCAAGGAGGCUGUCAGUCCCACCGCCACUGCCACACCUCUGUUCCGGCCCUACGCCCUCAGCGAAAACACACCUCGAAAGCGCCGUCAGGAAACGGAACGAGUCCAACAGUAUCCAGUCCACCAGCACUCGUUGCCACCCACUCCGCCCACCACCCCUCCACAAGAGCCGGCCGCUCAGUAUCCAGCAACUACCACGCCCACCUCACCGGUUUUUAGCCACCAGGCCUACGCCUAUAUGCUCCAGAAGCAACGGGCCGUGCUCCAGAUGCGCCAACUCCUCGCCAUCAAUCCUGAUGCCAACACCUGGCCAGUGGAAUGGCGCCAGGCCCUCCAGGCACUGCUGCAGCAGUGAGCGGGAGCAGGAUUACCAGAACGAAGCCAGAAGAAUGGAGUGAUUUGCCUAGCAACCAGUGAUAUAGACCUUUAAGUACCCGCGGACGAUUGUACCAUAUAGAAAAUGUGAAAUGAAGCGAUACGAGUAGCAUAAUACUAGACUAAUUGUAUA
This is a messenger RNA of Drosophila bipectinata, 699 nucleotides long. RefSeq lists its product as uncharacterized. The record is from RefSeq and is a predicted model, not a curated record. NCBI's taxonomy places the organism in Eukaryota, Metazoa, Arthropoda, Insecta, Diptera, Drosophilidae.